GAGGGAGAGGGGAGGAAGGGAUAAGUGGGAUGGGUGGAGUGAGGGGUGUAUUUAAGACGUUGUCCUCCUCGUCCUCCUCAUCAGUCGCUCUCGCCUCCUCUUUUUGCACCUGACCAGCAGGCCGACACUCGUCAUCCACUCAGAAUGUCUUUGCCCAACUCAGAGAACGUCUCCACCCUGGAGAACGCCAUGCAGCUCAUGAUACAGACCUUCCAUAAGUACUCUGGGAACGAGGGGGACAAAUAUACACUGAGCAGGGCUGAGCUCAAAGAGAUGCUUACCACAGAGCUCGGCAACUACCUGGGGAACGCCCAGGAUAAGGAGGCAGUGGAUAAGGUCAUGGGAGACCUGGAUUCCAACAACGACGGGGAGGUAGAUUUCACCGAGUUCAUCAUACUGGUCGGAGCUCUCACUGUGGCCUGCAACGACUUCUUCCUGGAGUACAACGACAAGCCAGAGAAGAAGAAGUGAGCACGCCCUGCUGCGCAAAGACGUCCACUCUGCACACGUUCCAGGGAGGAAAGAGUUCAGACAGGAGAGAGGGACAUCCUGUCAUGGACAUCACUAAUACACACACACACACACACACACACAAGUCUGAUUGUGUAUUUGUCUGCAAUGUCCAAUCAAUAUACUAACUGUAUUUAUUGCAAUGGGAAAAUCUGUCAGUUUGUCAGUUUAAGUCAGUUUCAGCACCUCAUUGUUUUUGUUGAAAGAUGUUUCUUUUUUUUCCUUAAAUGUAUUUUGUAGCACAUGCAAGCAAAGGAAUUUCUCCCUGGAAAGAAUAAAUGUGACCUUUACUCAAA
This is a messenger RNA of Epinephelus moara (kelp grouper), 806 nucleotides long. It is a transcript of the gene s100t, whose product is annotated as S100 calcium binding protein T. The record is from RefSeq and is a predicted model, not a curated record. NCBI's taxonomy places the organism in Eukaryota, Metazoa, Chordata, Actinopteri, Perciformes, Serranidae. The coding region runs from base 145 to 471 and encodes 108 amino acids. Gene Ontology annotation, molecular function: transition metal ion binding; calcium ion binding. The transcript is spliced from 3 exons.